AUGAGCGGCGGCAGCGGGUCGGGCGGCGCGCUGCGGCCUCUACGCACGCGGCGACCGUUCACGCCGCGCGAGCCGCAGCGCACGCUGUUUGCCGAGCGCGCGCGUACGAAGGACCCGCGCCCGCCCAGCGCGUUUGAUCUCAAGUACCUCAGCUUGUCAGAGAACACAGAAGAGAUGACCACCGCUGUGCUGGGAGCCCGCAUUGCCAGCCUUGAUGAAGAGGGACUAAACGGGAUCCUACUUACUGAACCACAGAGCAAUGGCAAGAAAAAAACCACGCUGAGGAAUUUACAAGCAAAGACGAUGCAGUCUGGCGAUGGGUGGAGUGGUUUCACAAGACUUCCUCAUCUUAGUGGGCGGGCCAAACCACUGCACCGCAGGAACACCACAGGGCAUGUAAAUGAUGAAUUAAAAGCGGAGACAGAAUUAGCGCAUGCCAUUUCAGUAACACGUCCAUUAGGAGGAACUGAUGGAGACCUUAAUUUCGCUAUGGCUCUAGACAGUAACACUUAUAAAUCCCUAGGCCCUGAAAGUAAUGUGAAGAGGAAACAGUUUGCCGGCAACAAAUCGGUGUCUUAUGAUGCUAGCCAUAAAGCUGACCCAUUGGGCGACUUAGCCGUCAAGCAUUUAGCUGUGCAGUUGCCCAAUACAUCGGCGACGGAUCUCGAAAGCGCCAGCGUUCUUGAACUAGCAGAAGCACUGUCCGAACGCACUCAGCCAGUUGAAAGAACAGUCUUAAUAAUGGAAGCCUUGCAGAACGUCCUAGAGAAGUCACCUCCAGCCGGCAGUCUUAGAGAACUGGUUCUUAGGUCUUUGUACAUGCACAUUGAUGCUGAGGACGAACGAAUACUUGUAGCGAUUGCAAGAGCUAUGCUUACGAUGCGAGUGACAGGAGCCAAUUUAGCGGCAGCAAGCAAAUUGGUUUUCAAAAUAGCAAGAAAUGAUAAGAAUGAUCAUUUCUUUAGGAACACGAAUUUACUUGAAUUAUUAGUCGAGGGUUGUGGCAGAGCUGAUCCUCUGACAGAAGGCGAAUGCUGCGUGUACGGCGCGGGAGCACUGCGCUUUCUAGCGUUAGAGCCCGGGCUUUGUGCGCUGGCGCAUAAAGCUGGUGCCUUGCAUUUGGCUGCUUUGCACCUGAAGAUCGUCAAUAAUGCGAAAGCUGAAAAUCCGCGGGCAGUUUCCGAACAAUCAACACAUGCACUGUACCAGCUGACUGGUGCUCUACGCAACCUAGCUGGAGCUGAAAAGGAGGCACGGGCGUUCGUCGCUAGUGGCGCCCUCGCAGAGCUGAUCAACGCGCUGAUGUAUCAUACUGACAGAGAUGUGCUGACUAAUGUCGCCCGGUGUCUAAGCGUCCUCUCAGCCGAAGAGUCGUGCUGUGCGUGGCUGUGCGCUUCUCACGUCGCUGCACGAGCUUGCGUGCGCGCACUAGCGGCGUGUGCUCCCCGCGCACCAUUGGCCGUGAGACUUGCGUACACGUUAGGAAACAUGGCCGCUGCCGACCGCCAGGCGAGAAUCAAUAUCUACAAUGAAGAAGGCAGCGUGGACGUACUUCUGACGAUCUUGGAGCUUUACACGAAACGAAACGACGAUCUGCGAGACCCUGAUUCUGAUCCUGAUCUACAUCUAAUAGGCACUGAUUUGGGUGGAUCAGAUGGUUCCAACGAAGACGUUCUAAUAAAGACAGUGCGAGUGGUAGCCAACCUGUGCCUGUGCGAGCGGGCGGGUCGGGGCCUCGCGGCGGAACACGCUGAACGCACCGUCAAAGCCUUGCUGGCUUGCCUCGAACUAGCCGAGAAACCUAUGGAACAAGUGCCCCAAGAAGACGACGAAGAGCGCCCCAGCUGGAUAGAGCGGCGCGAGGAGCUGGCCACCGCAUCUCUGGCUACCCUCAACAAUAUUACCUUCUACAGAGAGCCACCUGACCCGCCUGAUCCUCUGGACACCUUGCUGGAUCAACUUUGCAAAGUGACAUGCAGACGGCUGGCGGGCUCAGGGCCUGCGGCGUGCGAGGCGGUGCGUGCCCUCGGGAAUCUAUCCCGGGACACGCGCUCAGCACAGCUCAUCGUGCUCGAGGGCGCGCUAGACUUGCUCGUGCCAUUCUUGGAGCAUGACGAAGCCAGCGUGCGUUGCGCUGCAGCAGGAGUUUUAGUCAACGUGUGCGGCGCCGGCAGCGAAUGCGCGGACGCCGGCGCGCUAGCUGCACGUGCAUUGGUAGCCGCAGCUGGCUGUGGAGACGCGGCGUGCGCAGCGCUACUUGCACGUGCGUUGUGGAACGCGCACACGCACGCGCCGCUUGCGCAAGCACAUGCGUAUCACGCGGCCGCCGCGCUCGCAGCCUUCAUUGACGAUGAAUCUGUGUUCGCAGCGUGUGAGGCGACUCAUUCGGGAGAGCGACGCUCGAGUGAUCCCGCUCUAUACAAGCACCAUGUACAAUUCGAUGUCCACAACAAUAACUGUGGCGACGAUAAACCCAAUCAAAAACUCUUCAUCCGAGCUUACAGCUUGAACAAUCCUUCGGAGGAUGAAGACGGCGACCGGACCGGUUGCUCGGGGGAGGACCAGGGCUUCGAAGACGGCGAGGGGGAGGAGGAAUGUGAUUGUGAUCCUUGCAGGAGGCUGUCAGCCUGGGAGGAGCUGGUCGGAGUGGCCAUACCGUUGCUAGAGAAACUCCGACCGCCGAGGGCUGACGCGUCUGUUGGCACUGACUAAGAUUUGGUAGCCCUUCAAGUACCAGCGAAUCGAGACAAUAUAAAUAAAUUGUUACCGCCGCGGUCUCAUGCGAACACCUAGGGUUUCACGAGAUAAAACCCCAAGUGGGCUGUUUAGAGCUGGGAUAUUUAUAAAACUUCGUUAGAAUGCCCAUACCGUUGCUAGAGAAACUGCGGACGCCUAGAGCUGACGCGUCUGUGGGCACGGACUAAGAUUUGGUAGCCCUUCGAGUACCAGCCAAUCGAUACACAAUAAAAAUGUCUCGGUGCGGUCUCAUGCGACCACCUAGGUCCCCAGGGGACCCCAAAUAGGCUGCUUUAGAACUGAGAUAUUUUGUAACCUCGUUGGAUGGCGUGGCCAUACCGCUGCUAGAGAAACUCCGGUCGUGUAGAGCUGAAUCGUCUGUGAAAUUAACAUUUGUUAAGUCCCUAAGUAGGCUGCUUAGAAUUGAGAUAUUUAUCUGUAACUUCAUUGGCGUGCCCAUUACCAUUGCUGGAGAAACUGCGGCUGCCUAAAGCUGAGCUGAAGCGACUGUGGGCACUGACUAAGAUUAGUUAUGACCCCAAGUAGGAUUAGAACUGAGACAUUUAUCUUGAGAAGUAUAAUACACAGACAGACGUAAGUCUGCAAAUGUAGAUUUUCAUGCCUAUGAAUAAAAUUUUAUUAAAUUUUUCGUACGGUUAAAAGUAGUCAUAGGAAUUCUUUGGCACUCUUUUAAAUAACUGUACUUAUUAGUACCUACUUUAAUUGCUUCAUUUAUAAUUAUGUAAUUAUGCAUUUAAUCAUCGAAUUCUUAUUAAAGAUUAUCAUGUACAUUAUCUGUGUGAGCUGUUUAUUAAUAGGCCUUACUAGUAUUAUGCAAUUUUAAUUGUAAAUAGGUAAUUUACAUAUUAUUUUUGUUGUUGAAUCAUAUGUAUUUAUGGUCAAAUACUUUCUUUGUUAAAAUUAUAUGAUC
This is a messenger RNA of Ostrinia furnacalis (Asian corn borer), 3667 nucleotides long. RefSeq names its product armadillo repeat-containing protein 2. Gene Ontology annotation, molecular function: protein binding. NCBI's taxonomy places the organism in Eukaryota, Metazoa, Arthropoda, Insecta, Lepidoptera, Crambidae. Gene Ontology annotation, biological process: cilium organization. The transcript has 18 exons. Bases 1 to 2712 code for a protein of 903 amino acids. The record is from RefSeq and is a predicted model, not a curated record.